Hydractinia symbiolongicarpus is the source of this 621-nucleotide messenger RNA. RefSeq lists its product as uncharacterized. The record is from RefSeq and is a predicted model, not a curated record. Lineage: Eukaryota; Metazoa; Cnidaria; Hydrozoa; Anthoathecata; Hydractiniidae. The coding region runs from base 1 to 621 and encodes 206 amino acids. The transcript has 3 exons.
AUGACAAAGAAAGCCGACGGAGCUGGGGACAUCCGCUGCUAUGUGUACCUGCUUCAAGAUGCUCAGCUAAACAUCUUAGAUGAUGCAUUUAGGGUGUUGAAAAGUGGAAAGACGACAAAAAGUUGUCGAGUUUUCUUGGAUAAAAAGAAACAGCGGCGUGUCAAACACAAAUGCCCCCAUGGUAGGCGGAGGGGCCAGUGCAAGGAGUGCAAGGGCAGUCAGAUUUGCCACCAUGAAAAGGUGAGGGCCUAUUGUAAGGAGUGUAAGGGCAGUCAGAUUUGCGAGCAUGAGGGACGGAGGGCUUGCUGCAAGGACUGUAAGGGCAGUCAGAUUUGGGAGCAUGAAAGGGUGAGGUCUCAAUGUAAAGAAUGCAAGGGUAGUCAAAUCUGCCACCAUGAAAAAAGGAGAUCCCAGUGCAAAGAGUGUAAAGGCAGUCAGAUUUGCCCUCAUGAGAAAUUGAAGUAUCGCUGCAAAGAAUGCAAGGGCAGUCAGAUUUGCAAGCAUGAAAAAAGGAGGUCUCAAUCGUUGAGUAUUAGUGACAUAAUUCGUAUUUAUCGUAAGGGCAAAUUCGAGUCAAUAUGGAAGGAACCAAGAGCUGCCCGAAUUGUAAAAAAGUGUUAA